CGGCUGGCACGAGACCAGGAAACAGGUCUACUGAGAGCGUGGACGGCGGAGUUAGGCUUCAGCUGAACGAAGGCAGGUGACAGACUGCAUAGGAUCAAGAACGGAGUACCGUGUCACUCCAGUUCCUUUUCCUAGUCGAUGCCUCCGAUUCAUAGCCGACCAACUUUACGAUCAACUAGGAUCUACGGAGUAUCAGAUACCUUGAUUUAUAUCACCUUAUUUCAGCCCUUUUACGCCCAGUGACGUCGAGCCCGAGAUUACCGAGAGAGUGGCACGCAUCGCCCGUCGAUCAACUUCAUACCUUCGUGCCUCUUACGCAGGAACCGUAAACCAGGAUACUGCUUUCGAAACAAACUCAAUCUACGAUAAAUGAUUCUGAACUUUCUCUAACCUCACUGCUACCUACUUUCUUUGAUUCGAUCAUCAACAUACUCUAAGGCAGCGCCUUCCGGAGAAGAACUCACAACAGAAAGAACGAUCGAAGUCCUAACCAAAACAAGAGCCGAACACUCGUAUUACUUGUCAUCAGCAAAACAUCAGACACCAUGAACCGAGCACUCUCCAUCCGCUCCAACAACCGGAGCAGCGGCGGCGGCUCCUCCACCAACUUCUCCUCUCACCACCACGGUUCCCGCCGGGGCUUCAGCCUCUCCUCUCUCCGGGGAACCAUCCAACCGGAACUCUCCAAGAAGCUCUACCGUCUAAUCAAGUCCGAGAACAACCUGAUCUCAGCACACGAGACGGCUGCCAAGGAGCGCCUCUCGAUCGCCCAACAACUCUCAGAGUGGGGCGAGCAGACUUCCGACGAAGGGAUCAGCGACAUCAGCGACAAAGUAGGCGUGAUCCUGUCGGAACUGGGCGAGCAGGAGGACAACUACGCGCACGCACUGGACGAGAGCCGCGGCACGCUGAAAACGAUCCGUAACACGGAGAAGAGCGUGCAGCCGAGCCGGGACGGCAAGAACAAGAUCGCGGACGAGAUUGCGAAGCUGAAGUCCAAGGAGCCUGAGAGCACAAGGCUAGUGGUGCUGGAGCAGGAGCUGGUCAGAGCCGAGGCGGAGAACUUGGUUGCGGAAGCGCAAUUGACGAAUAUUACCCGUCAAAAACUCAAAGAAGCCUACUCAGCCGAAUUCCUCGCCACCAUCGAGCGCGCCGAGAAGCAAAUCAUUCUGGCCCGGCACGGCCUGCGUCUGCUCAACCUGCUCGACGACACCCCCAUCGUUCCCGGCGACUCGCAGAUCCCGUAUACGCAAGGUCACCAAGCCAGACAAAUCCUCAAUAAUGCCGAAGACGAUCUGCGCGACUGGCGACCUACGACGACGGCGGCGGCUUUGGAUGAGGAUGCCAAGUAUGUUACUAGCAACUCGCCCACUUCUCCGACGACGGUCCAGCAGCACGCCCAGCAGCCCCAGCCUUCGCAGCCGAGAAACGCUGCUUCUGUCACUGAUCAACAAUUGAAUGAGAAGGAAGUGGAUGGUGCGAGUUUGACGGGGACUGAGACGAAUACGACUGGUAAUGAGAGUGCAGUAGGGGCAAACCAAGAGGUGCAGACAACUGCUGUUUAAUUUGGCGUGUUUGCAUGCUUUGACUUAUCCAUUUCAGCUUUGCUAUGGUACCGAUGUCGUCUUUUGUUUAUUUAGUGUUCGAGGAACUGAUACCUAUUUUGACUUUGUAAGAAGCAGCAUGUUUUAAGUCUUGACCAAUAUCGAGAAGAUUCCAAGCAGUA
Neurospora crassa OR74A is the source of this 1726-nucleotide messenger RNA. Its product is annotated as meiotic expression up-regulated protein 14. Gene Ontology annotation, molecular function: lipid binding. The record is from RefSeq and is a predicted model, not a curated record. Gene Ontology annotation, biological process: eisosome assembly; negative regulation of protein kinase activity; endocytosis. NCBI's taxonomy places the organism in Eukaryota, Fungi, Ascomycota, Sordariomycetes, Sordariales, Sordariaceae. The transcript is spliced from 3 exons. Gene Ontology annotation, cellular component: plasma membrane; eisosome filament. Bases 546 to 1565 code for a protein of 339 amino acids.